This is a messenger RNA of Puntigrus tetrazona (Sumatra barb), 5579 nucleotides long. RefSeq names its product microtubule associated serine/threonine kinase 3a (gene mast3a). Gene Ontology annotation, molecular function: protein serine/threonine kinase activity; magnesium ion binding; protein binding. NCBI's taxonomy places the organism in Eukaryota, Metazoa, Chordata, Actinopteri, Cypriniformes, Cyprinidae. Gene Ontology annotation, biological process: intracellular signal transduction; peptidyl-serine phosphorylation. The record is from RefSeq and is a predicted model, not a curated record.
AUGCCUGCCGUGCCCAAGCCUCCAGUGCCAGCGCCUCGUGCUCAGCCCCGUCAGUGCCCGCCUGCGUCGCCCGUCCAGUGCCGCCUGCGAUGCGCCCGUCAGUGCCCCGGCGCCUCGUCGCCCCGUCAAUGCCAGCGCCUCGUGCGCCCGUCCAAUGCCAGCGCCUCGAUGUACGUCCAGUGCCAGCCUGCGUGCGCCCGUCAGAUGCCAGCGCCUCGUGCGCUUCCGUCGAUGCCGGCGCCUCGUCCGCCUCCUCAAGAUAACCCACCCCCUCCCACCUUACCACCCGUCGGCGAUGGAUCAGCAGCCCCCUGCUCAUCCUCUGCCCUCCACCUGGAGGCUUUCGUACCCAGGUCUGUUGGUCUCCAUUGCCGCCGUGGAGUGAAGAAUCCUCAGCUUCAUCGUCCGCCUCCGGGCCCGGACUCAGCUCGGCUUGUGGGCGUCUCGGCUUCCCUUGGGCUCCUAGCUCCUCCCUCUCCACCGUUGCUCCGUCAAUCCACCAGCUUCACCAGGCUCCAUCGUCUCGACUACGCGCCCUGGCAGCAGUCCUCUCUGGACAGUCCCAGAAAUGUCUGCAGUCCUUCGGUCAAUUUUCCAUUCAUACGGAGACCAGACACACGAAGGUGGUCCGUGGCAUCUGUCUCUGGAUAUGGAACCAAUCCACCCAGUUCUGCUGUUUCAUCUUCCUCCUCCUCACAGGAGCUCCUGCACCAGCUGCCCUCCCAGCCCACCCCAGAUGACCUCCAUCGCCUCUUCAAGCAUUUCAGGAGCUCAGAGAGUGUGGCAGAUGAGGAUGGACAGCCUCGCCUCCGUCCUCGGCCGAGGAGCCUUAGCCCUGGGAGGACAUGUGGCUCUUUUGAUAACGAGAUUGUGAUGAUGAAUCACGUCUACAAAGAACGGUUUCCAAAGGCUACGGCUCAGAUGGAGGGGCGUUUGCUGGCAGUGAUUGCAGACUACUCCCCAGACAGAGCUCCUCCUCUUGCCGAUGGAGUGCUGGGCUUCAUUCAACACCAGCUGGUCGAGCUCGUCCGAGACUGUCUGGAGAAGUCCAGAAAGGGGCUCAUCACAUCCUGCUACUUUGUGGAACUUCAGGAAAAAUUAGACAAUUUCCUGCACGAGGCAUAUGAGCGCUCUGAGAGCGAGGAAGUGACUGUGAUUGCCAAACUCGUGAAGAAGAUUCUCAUCAUUAUUUCCAGACCAGCAAGACUACUGGAGUGUCUGGAGUUUGACCCUGAGGAGUUUUAUCAGCACAUGGUGCAGCUUGAGCACAACAACUCAGGCAGCCCAAGCAGAGAUCUGGAUGACACUGCAGAGAAUCGUCAGGGAACCACAACGCCAAGAAAACCUCUGGAAAGAGACUUUGAGACUAUAAAGCUCAUCAGCAAUGGGGCUUAUGGGGCUGUGUACCUGGUAAGGCAUCGCGGGACACGGCAGCGCUUUGCCAUGAAGAAGAUCAACCGGCAGAACUUGAUCCUGAGGAACCAGAUCCAGCAGGUGUUUGUGGAGCGAGACAUCCUGACGUUUGCAGAGAACCCUUUUGUUGUCAGCAUGUUCUGCUCCUUUGAGACACGAAGGCACCUCUGCAUGGUCAUGGAGUAUGUGGAGGGUGGAGACUGUGCAAAUUUGCUGAAGAAUAUGGGUCCCUUGCCGGUGGACAUGGCCAGAAUGUACUUUGCAGAGACUGUUCUGGCACUAGAGUAUCUUCAUAAUUAUGGUAUCGUGCACAGGGAUCUCAAACCUGACAACUUGCUCAUUACGUCGAUGGGGCACAUUAAACUCACUGACUUCGGUCUGUCUAAAAUCGGUUUAAUGAACAUGACCACAAACCUGUAUGAAGAACACAUGGAGAAAGACACAAGAGAGUUCAUUGAUAAACAGGUUUGUGGCACGCCAGAGUACAUCGCGCCAGAGGUCAUCCUCAGGCAAGGUUAUGGGAAACCUGUGGAUUGGUGGGCCAUGGGUAUUAUUCUUUAUGAGUUCCUGGUGGGCUGUGUGCCUUUCUUUGGAGACACACCAGAAGAGCUCUUUGGCCAGGUGGUCAGUGAUGAAAUUGAGUGGCCAGAGGGUGAUGAUGCAUUGCCUCUUGAGUCUCAAGACCUCAUCACAAAACUGCUAAGACAGAGUCCCAAAGAGCGCUUGGGAGCUGGUGGGUGUUUUGCCAGUCAAACAUCACUUUUCUUUCAUGGUCUGGACUGGAGUGGACUGUUAAGACAGAAAGCGGAGUUCAUUCCACAGCUUGAAACUGAAGACGACACAAGUUACUUUGACACACGUUCUGACCGUUACCAUCACUCUGAGGAGGACGAUGAGACCAACGAUGAUGAGUCUUAUCAGGAGAUCAAGUUUUCUUCCUGCUCGCAUCGCUUCAGCAAGGUGUACAGUAGCACCGAGCAGCUGGCUUCUCCGUCCAACUUGAGCCUGUCCUCCUCUGAGCGGAGCUGCAGUGAGGAGAAGGAGGACCGGUGGGACGGUCAUUCAAUGCUGUCUCCAGUUGAAAACCCAAGACAGCUACCAAGCAGCGACAGGAAGCAGGAUUCCCACAGGGGCAGUCCAAGUCCGAGGCCGAGAGCAUCGCCCAGUUCCUCUCAGCCUGAGAGGGGCACUAGUCCCCUAAUUUUGAACAGCACUCAGAGUCUUGAGGCCAUGCCACACUUUGCCUUUCCUGAGGAUGAGGAAGGUCUUGUGUCAAAUCUCCGCGAAUCGUCUGUCAAGAGCAACUCCACUGGAACAAGACCUACUAACCGCAGGGACCACAAGGGUCCGCGUCGCCUCGGGCUCCAGCAGGAGACCCCAGAGAAACCACGCUCACCAUUUACAUGCAAAGUCCCCAAGUCUGCAUCCGUGUCUGGCCUUUCUCUCAUCGUCACAGCAGAUGAUAUCCCUGGUGGGCUCCAGACAAGCCCCAUGUCUUCACACUCCCCUCUCAUCCAAUCCCCUUCAUCUCGGGAUUCUUCCCCUAACCGAGACCUCUCUCUUAGCAUGAACAGUCUUCGUCCUCCUGUGGUCAUUCACAGCUCUGGGAGGAAGUGCGGCUUUGCACUCGUGCGUGCCAUUCGGGUCUACAUGGGCGACACUGAUGUCUACACAGUGCACCACAUGGUCUGGAGCGUUGAAGACGGCAGUCCUGCUCACGAGGCCGGGCUGAGGGCUGGUAACCUCAUCACUCAUGUGAAUGGAGAGUGUAUCCAGGGUCUGGUGCACACCGAUGUGGUGGAGCUUUUGCUGAAGAGUGGCAGUAAAGUGACUCUACAGACGACUCCUCUUGAGAAUACGUCCAUUAAAAUUGGGCCUGCGAGAAAGACCAGCUCCAAGGGGAAAAUGGCACGACGCAGUAAAAAGAGCAAAAGGAAAGAGGGUCAAGACAGCAAACGGCGAAACCUUUUGAAGAAGCUGCCCAAACACAGUCCAGGGAUUCAGAACAGUCGCAGUUUCUCGGCGGGUUUUCAGCACUCACCUAACGACAGCCUGUCUGACUCCCCGACGCCGAGCCUGUCUCCUGGGCCCAACACGCCGUGCAGAAGCCCAGCUCCAGACCUGUCAUGUGAUUCAAACUCUCCUCAGAGUUCCUCCCCCUGCUCGAGCUCUCCGAAUUCUCCCAUCCUCAAAGUCGACUCAAGUUCCCUUCACGUUUUGGGAUCCAAGAUUGGUCUCCGUUACAGCAAGGGAGGCCGCUGCAAGUCCACCAACAGUAUUCCCCCCCCCCUCGCCUGCAAUCCCUCCUCACAGCCUCUGUCUCCACAGUGUUCUCCAUCGUCCCUCGCCGGAGCUCCUAAAAGCCUCCACUCGUUUCAUAAUAAGAUGAUGUCCCCUCCGACCAUCGUGAGACAGACCGUGUGUCCUCGCAGCGCAGAAUCACCUCGUUCGCCACUGCUGAGCAGGGUUCAUUCAUCCGAGAGGCCCUCCGGUGCUCAACAUGGAGACAAAAAGGCCUUCUCCACUCGAAGACACACUGUGGAAGUUCCCCAGAGCGAAGCAGAGGGACUCGAGUCACAAACUAGUGACAUUGCCUCAGUUUGUGUGUGUCGCGACCACGCUAGACAAGGGUUGUACCUGGCUGGCCAGCGCGAGGACUCUGGCGGUGUGGUUAUGAGGAAGCUAAACUUGUCUGAGAGACGAGAUUCGUUUAAGAAGCAGGAAGCUGUUCAGGAGGUCAGCUUUGAUGACUCUGAUGACAAGGAGGUCACGACAUCUACACCAGUGCCAUCUCAUCCGCUUUUCAAAGCUGCGUGGAUCAGCACAAUGCAGGCGGAGGGAAGCUCUGAGACUUCGGCGAGUAAACCCGACGAGCUUGGAUCCAAGCUAAGAGAACAGAGGAAACCAGAGGAUGGCUGUUAGCCUUAGAUAAGUCCAGAAAACUGUGAGACGGGUGCUUCCAUUAUCAUUCAAAUCAGAAUCGUAGAGAAAACAGGAGUAGGGAGUCUUAGUUUAGUAUCAUUUAUUUGUAGGUUAGAAGUCAUUGACCUGCCAAACUGUCUUAUUAAAAGGAUAGUUUUCUAAUAAAUGAAAAUUCUGUCAUUUUUUCCCACCUCAUAAACCUGAAUAACUUACUUUCUGCUGUAGAACAUUCACGAAAAAAUGUCUGUUGUUUUUGAGCCCAUUUAACUUUCAUUGUGUAGACAAAAGCAGUCUUAAAUGGAUAGUUCACACUAAAAUUCUCAUUUACUAACUUCCAUGCAGGUCCAAAAGUCUUUUUGUUUUUUUGUUUUUUGUAUGAAAAUAUCUUAAAGAAUGCAGGUAAUCAAAUAGUUAAUGGUCCUCAUUGACUUUCAUACCAUUUAUUUCCCUACUAUGGAAGUCAAAUGGGAAACCAACAAGAAAUGACGCUAAAAUGUUAAUCUUUUGGGUGAACUAUUCCUUUAAAACAUUGUUGGCAUUGUUUGUGUUCCACCAAAGUAAAUGAUAUGACAGAAUUUUCCUUUUUGGGCAGAUUAUCCCUUUUAUGAAUUUGUUUUACCAGAUAGCACAAUAAACUUUUGUAGAUUUUGAAAGAUUUUAUUUAUUACAUUUGUUUUAUACAAGAUGGGAAUGGAAAGGUCAUACAGUAGGAUCGCUUUCUGAGAAUUUGCACACAUGUGGUCCUGCUGAGGUUCAAUUACUGUUGUCUCUUCAUUCUCAUAUCUCAUUUAUAUCAGUAAUAUUGGCAUAUAACGUCAUGUAACGUCUGAGUUGUCAACAAAAAGUAGUUAUUAUGUUGACUAAUAUUAUUUUUUUGCCAUUUUGCAAACUUGGAUGCAGUCUUGUGUUGGUUCGGUCAUACCCAAUAAUAUCCCAGCACCUAAACAACGACUUGUGAGAAGCCAUUUGGCCAAUGUUGGUAUUGUAGAGUAUCAUGUUUACCGGAGCAUUGUUGUUCUCGUUACUUAGAAAGAACAAAGUGGAUUAUGAAUACUAAUUUGGUCACAACUUUUUAUUUAUGUUUUGGAAUUGGUAUGUGUUAUAGCAGUGUUGUACAACUGAAAUCAUUUGACGUACGUAAUCUUUAACAAAUGGUUGCUCUGUCUUUUAGUGUUUUGUAGUCGGACUUGUGGAAAUGUCUGUUCUCUUGAAUUCACUCAACAGCCAUGUGGGAUGUUUUUGUG